Messenger RNA from Daldinia loculata, 3019 nucleotides. RefSeq names its product small oligopeptide transporter, OPT family. Gene Ontology annotation, biological process: transmembrane transport. The transcript is spliced from 6 exons. The coding region runs from base 422 to 2731 and encodes 769 amino acids. The record is from RefSeq and is a predicted model, not a curated record. NCBI's taxonomy places the organism in Eukaryota, Fungi, Ascomycota, Sordariomycetes, Xylariales, Hypoxylaceae. Gene Ontology annotation, molecular function: oligopeptide transmembrane transporter activity.
AUACAGACCAGUCCACACUAUCUUAAUAAUUGCUAAUACCAUUUGACACCACAUAUAUACGGGCUCAAGACUAAAAGAGGCAGGAGGGGUGCAGAUAAACCUGUAGCACCUGAUUGGCUGGCUCUUAUACAGGGUACGAUAGGUUGUCGGCCGUGGGCUCGUUGAUUUUACCUAAUUACACACCUUGUGAUAACAUCAAAAAUACCCCAGUUUGGAUAGGUACAGAUAGGUACCUGGGAGAUAGGUAUACCUACCUGGUACUGCCCCGGUGGUAACAAGGGGUUAACCGGGAAAGAUAGAUAGAUAAGAUUACAGAGGUUUCCGACAUUAAAGAUUUAAAUAUGCAAGACAUGGGCGCAUCAAAUAAACCCUAUGUCUUUCUUGUCAUCUGUUUCGAUCUCGGGAUAGGUCUGUUUGCGCCAUGCCAGUCAAGAGGGAUAUCAUCAUACCAGAGAAGGGGGUCAGCGAUAUCGACAAGAAGGCCAGUGAUGACUUACCUCCGGACCACGAUAUCGAGGUUGCAGAGGGGCACCUGGCUGAUCUGGAAGUCGACGUAGGCAAAGUUCUUUCUAAAGCCGAAGAGGAGGGAGAUUGGGAUGCCGACACGAGCCCAUUCCCCGCCGUGCGGGCCGUGGUACCUGAGACGGACGAUCCCGACAUGCCCGUGAACACAUUCAGAGCAUGGUUUCUCGGCAUUUUUUUCGUGUUCCUAGGAGCAGGUGUAAAUCAGUUCUUCUCGCUGCGCUAUCCGGGAGUUCAUAUCGUAUCUCUUGUUGCAGAACUGCUGGCUUUCCCUCUCGGAGUCACCAUCGCCAAGUUACUACCUAUCAGCCGAUUCAAUCCCGAUCACCAUUUCAACAUCAAGGAGCAUGCUAUGGUAACCAUCAUGAGCAAUGUCUCCUUUGGAUUUGGUUCUGCCGAUGCUACGAACCUGAUCCAGGCUUCCAAGUUUUAUGGCUUCGAUAUGCCACCUGGAUUCUCGGUCAUGGUCGUUAUUUGUUGUCAACUGUGCGGAUACGGCAUUGCUGGCCUUUGCAGAACGCUACUCGUUCAGCCCGCCACCAUGAUUUGGCCAGGCGUCCUCGGCAAUGUGGCACUAUUGAGCUCGAUUCAUUCUCGAACCAACGCGGUGGCUGACGGAUGGAAGAUAACUCGUAUCAAAUUCUUUAUGGUAGUGGGCACCGCUGCUUUUGUGUGGUAUUGGUUUCCCGGUUUGAUAUUCACCGGUUUGAGUUACUUCACGUGGAUAUGCUGGAUUGCGCCCAACAACCUCGCGGUAAAUCAAAUAUUCGGCAUGGUAACAGGCCUAGGACUAUUUCCAUUGACCUUUGAUUGGUCUAUGGUGGUAUACAAUACGAAUCCCUUACUUAGUCCCCAUUGGGCUGCUGCUAACGUCUUCGUCGGAUUUGUCGUCUUCUUUUGGGUCGUCACGCCGGCUAUCUAUUACACUAAUACGUGGUUUACGUCCUACUUGCCCCUUUGCACUGCGGACGUGUAUGACCGUUUUGGGGAGCUCUACGACACUGCAAGAGUCAUUACUGAUAACCUUUUCGACCAAGAGAAGUACGAGGCAUACUCACCACCCUACUUGCCGGCGACUUUCGCGUUCGUUUACGGUCUCUCUUUUGCAUCAAUCACCAGUGUCCUGUCGCAUGUCUACUGUUUCCAUUGGGAAGAAAUCAUGCAUGCGUUACGCGGAUCUCUCAAGCUUGAUAUUCACGCACGGCUUAUGAAAAGAUAUAAAAAUGCUCCGUGGUACUGGUGGUCUACGAUAGUUCUCAUUGUAUUUGGAAUGAGUGUCGCCAUGACCGAAGUAUAUCACACAGGGUUACCCGUGUACGGAAUUGUACUUGCGAUUGUAAUUGGCGGCAUUUACAUGGUCCCCUGCGGCAUAAUUCAGGGGCUGACGAACGUAGAUGCGAACCAACUUAACGUCCUAUCCGAAUUUAUAGGUGGGUAUAUGUUUCAGGGGAAGCCUGUGGCAAAUAUCUUGUUUAAGACUCUAUCGCAAGAUGUGGUUGGCCAAGGGUUGUAUUUUGCCGCCGACAUGAAGAUGGGCCAUUACUUGAAGAUUCCACCGCGCACUCUGUUCUGGGCACAAGGCUUGGCUACCAUACUCGGUGCUAUAACGCAGGUGGGCGUCACGCUGUGGAUGUUGGGGAACGUACCUGGUAUCUGCUCGGAGGACCAACCCAACGGCUUUAGCUGCCCCCAAGGCCGUACCGUCUACAGCAGUUCUGUGAUUUGGGGUUUGGUUGGACCCGCGCGCCUAUACUCUGUUGGCAAGAUAUACAGCGGCCUCUUACAUUUCUUUUGGAUCGGGCUAAUUCUACCACCGAUUACCUAUUAUAUCUGGAAGAAGACCGGAAACGAAUUCGUCCGCAAGAUUAACUGGCCUCUCAUAUUCGUCGGCACGUACAAUGUCCCGCCGGCAACGGGCAUCAACUACAGUAGUUGGUACAUUGUCAACCUGAUCUUCAACAAAAUCAUUUAUAAGAGAUUCUACGCUUGGUGGGCCAAGUACAACUACGUACUUGCAGCGGCAUUAGACACUGGCCUCGCGAUCAGUGGCAUCGUCAUUUUCUUCGCUGUUACAUAUGGACCCAACGUGCAAUUUCCUGACUGGUGGGGAAAUACGGUAUGGCAAAAUACUGCCGAUGGCCAAGGUCUACCGUGGUUACAAAUGCCGGAUGUGGGAUACUUUGGCCCACCGAACGGAACUUGGACCUAAUAUAAAAGGAGUAUUGGAAACAAUUUUGGAAACAGCGCGACUAUUUGAGCAAAGUAAUAAGUAUACCACAAAUUUCCCGUACCUUAGUAACUGAGGCAUGCGUUAUAUAAAGACAGUUUACAAAGGGUGAUUAAAUACUAUUACAAACGGAUGAAUAAGCCUUGACUCUCACAGCACUAGAGAGCGGAUCUGUUGUAAAGACUCUUUACCCUAUAUUUGACCUGUUUCUCUAACUUAAUAAACACUAAGGAACUCCUAUAAACAUCUCGAACUUUUUUCGCUUAUGUG